Molecule: messenger RNA, 861 nt
Organism: Emiliania huxleyi CCMP1516
Lineage: Eukaryota; Haptophyta; Isochrysidales; Noelaerhabdaceae
Exons: 7
Coding region: 1-861 (286 amino acids)
Biological process (GO): lipid metabolic process
Cellular component (GO): membrane
Molecular function (GO): heme binding; oxidoreductase activity, acting on paired donors, with oxidation of a pair of donors resulting in the reduction of molecular oxygen to two molecules of water
Source: RefSeq, a predicted model, not a curated record
AUGACGUACACAGUCGGGAAGCACUGCUCCCGCGGCGACGCGUGGAUCGUCGUGGACGAGCGAGUGUACGAUGUGUCUCGCUUCAUCGACGCGCACCCCGGCGGAGUCGGCCCUAUCCUUAACCUCGCGGGCAAGGACUGCACCGACGUGUUCGCGAACUACCACGCCGCGCGCGAGCUGCUGCGGCGCGGGCUCUUCGAGACGGACUCGCGCUUCUACCUCAAGAUGCUCGCCUGGCACUGCACGCUCUGGCUCUGCGCGAUGUACCUCUCUCUCGGCUGCGACUCGUGCGGCGCGCACAUGCUCGGCGCGGCGCUGAUGGGUGUCUUCUGGCAGCAGCUCGCGGGCAUCGGGCACGACCUCGGCCACAGCGGAGUGACGCACUCUUUCCGCCGGGACCACCUCGUCGGCUCCCUCCUCUCCGCCUUCAUGGGCCUGUCGGUUGGCUGGUGGAAGUCGGACCACAACACGCACCACGUCGUCUGCAACGCCGUCGAGCACGACCCGAACAUCCAGCACAUGCCGAUGCUCGCCAUCACCGACAAGGUCUUCCGCCGGCCGCGCUUCUGGGACACCUACCACCGAAAGUGGGUCGGCAUGGACGAUGCGGCGCACUGGCUCGUCUCGCACCAGCACCUCUUCUUCUACCCGCUGAUGGCGCUCGGGCGGUGGAACCUGUACGCACAGGGGCUGAUCUACCUCCUCACGCAGCCCGACAAGACGCACUUCCGCAAGACGGAGCUCGCCGGCAUCGCAGUCUACUUUGGGUGGGUGCUCGGCACCGCUCUCUCGAUGCCCUCCUGGGCCGAGUCCGUCGGGUGGGUGAUGCUGUCGCACGCAGUCGCCGGCGCCCCGAGGUAG